AUUGAAACUUGGUGCUGUUCUAUACGUGGGAUUUCCAUUUAAAUUCUAAAUUUGUGCUUAGUGCAGAGAUUUAUAAUGGGAUUUGUUGGGGUAUUGUUAUUGUUAGUGGGGUUUCUCUGUUUAUGGUGGAGCUCAUUGGUUGGUGGAUAUGGUGGAAGGUGGAUCAAUGGUGCUCAUGCUACUUUCUAUGGAGGCCCCGAUGCCUCUGGUACUUUGGGUGGGGCUUGUGGAUAUGGGAACGUAUACAGCGAGGGAUAUGGGACUAAAACGACUGCACUGAGUGCAGCCUUGUUCGAUGAUGGCUUGAGCUGCGGAGCUUGCUUUGAGGUCAAGUGUGUGAAUGACCGAAAAUGGUGCCUCCCGGGCUCCGUCGUGGUCACCACCACCAACUUCUGUCCGCCCGGUGGGUGGUGCGACCCUUCCCUCCACCAUUUCGAUCUCUCCCAGCCCGCCUUCCAGACGAUUGCUCAAUACAUUGCCGGUGUCGUCCCCGUGGCUUAUCGAAGGGUGCGAUGCAUGAGGAGAGGAGGCAUUAAGUUCAAGAUCGAGGGCAAUCCAUACUUCAAUUUGGUGUUGGUAAGCAACGUGGGUGGUGCGGGAGAUGUACAUGCGGUUUCCAUUAAAGGGUCGAGAACUAGUUGGAGAGMAWUGACGAGGAAUUGGGGUCAGAACUGGCAGAGCAACGAUUACCUUGUGGGACAAAGUCUCUCCUUUAAGGUCACCACCAGUGAUGGUCGCUCGAUUGUCUCUUACAACGUUGCACCUUCUGGGUGGUCGUUUGGACAAAGCUUUUCUGGAAAACAAUUCACUUGAUAAAAAGUUAAUAGAGUAAACGUUAAUUAUAUAAGAUAGACAUYUAGGUUUAAGAUGAGUGACUAGCUUCCAUCUAAGUCAUUGUCUAUGAAUACUAAUAUAUAUGUAAAGCUUCCUCCUUUCCUUUCUUA
Molecule: messenger RNA, 944 nt
Organism: Momordica charantia (bitter melon)
Lineage: Eukaryota; Viridiplantae; Streptophyta; Magnoliopsida; Cucurbitales; Cucurbitaceae
Product: expansin-A10-like
Biological process (GO): plant-type cell wall organization
Cellular component (GO): extracellular region
Source: RefSeq, a predicted model, not a curated record